Siniperca chuatsi (mandarin fish) is the source of this 4994-nucleotide messenger RNA. RefSeq names its product intraflagellar transport 74 (gene ift74). Gene Ontology annotation, molecular function: beta-tubulin binding. Gene Ontology annotation, biological process: cilium assembly; intraciliary transport involved in cilium assembly. NCBI's taxonomy places the organism in Eukaryota, Metazoa, Chordata, Actinopteri, Centrarchiformes, Sinipercidae. The transcript has 20 exons. The coding region runs from base 361 to 2175 and encodes 604 amino acids. The record is from RefSeq and is a predicted model, not a curated record. Gene Ontology annotation, cellular component: centrosome; cilium; intraciliary transport particle B.
AGAAGAAGAAGAAGAAGAAGAAGAAGAAGAAGAAGAAGAAGAAGAAGAAGAAGAAGAAGAAGUAGUAAUAGUAAUAGUAAUAGUAAUAAUAGUAGUAAUAGUAGUAAUAGUAGUAAUAAUAGUAAUAAUAGUAGUAGUAGUAAUAGUAGUUGUUACUGUUACUACUGUUACUGUUACUGGGGUAACGUCAACAUCAUCCCAAGUUGCUUACUUUCUUGUAGCUAGCUAGCGUUUUACCUUUUAAUUGACAUUUCCCACCUCCUGUAAAUUAGCAAACUAAAAAUAGCCGCUUCGGGUGUAAAUUUUAGAGACCUGUACUGUCAACGAAAACGACCAAAAAGGAGUUCAGUUUAAGGCAUAAUGGCGAGCCAGCGUCCUCCCUCUAACAUGGGCCGCCCAGUUAGCCGCAGUGGAUCUGUGGUCCAUGUCGCUGGAAGACCCACAACAGCUGACCGACCUCCUCCUACAGCUAUACGUGUUGCAACUGGGAUGGUUCCAGGUACAAGUGGUCAUCCUGGCAUGAGGGGUGGCAUCCCCAUCGCUACCCCUGGAGUCUUGUCAGCACAGAUCAAAGUGACUGACAGGCCUGUGACCCAGCAGGGGCUCAGUGGGAUGAAGACUGGCAUGAAAGGACCUCAGAGACAGAUUCUGGAUAAGUCCUACUACUUGGGCCUUCUUAGGAGUAAGAUCAAUGAGUUAACCACAGAGACCAGCAAACUGCACAAAGAGAUUGACAACUACAAUCAGGAGAACUCCGUUUAUCUGUCCUAUGAGAAGAGAGCUGAAGGCCUGGCUGUAGAGAUUAAGGAUCUACAAGGCCAGCUUGCUGACUACAACAUGCUGGUGGACAAGCUCAACACCAACACAGAGAUGGAAGAAAUGAUCAACGACUACAGCAUUUUGAAAGCCCAAAAUGACAGCGAGGCUGAAAGCGUCGAUAGCAUCUUCACUGAGAGGAGAGAAAAAGAGGAGGCUAUCAGGGCAACUGAAGAAGAGAUCAGGAGGGAAAGGCGGGUUGCUGACGAGGUUGUCCAGGCAAUGCCGGGCGCAAAGCAAGAGAAAUAUUUCACCAUGACAACAGCCAAUGAGGAACUGCUACAGGAGCUAACUGUUCUCCAGGAGGAGCUGGACAUUCUGAUAACCAGGAAGGAGGACUACGAAGUAGAGCUGGCCCACUCGCACAUAAAGCAGGAAGUGGUUCGGCUUCAUGAAACUCUGUCAGUGCUGGAGGUGAAGCGUGACACCAUGGAGGCUGAGCACAAGACCCUGGGCUCCCCACAGGAGGAAAGGGAGAAAUUAUUUAAACAGGUGAAGGAGGACAACCAGGAAAUCGCCAGUAUGGAGAGACAGCUUACAGAGAUCAGGGACAGGACCGGACAAAUCACAGAGGAGAUCCAGCAACUGGAGCAGGACUCAGAGGAAGCACAGGGAGAGUGUCAGCAGAAAUACAGGGAACUGAAGAAGAAAGAGGAGGAAAUUGACCGGUACCUGGAGUCAUUUGAGGAAUCCAGGGCUCAGGAGCAAGAGAAGAUAUCACAGAGCCAGGAGAACAUCGUCUCCCUCCUGGAACACUGCAGCAGGCACAUGUUGCGGCUACGUCAGGUGGAUACAGUGACAGCCAGUGAGCUGAGGAACAUGCAGGAGGUGCUGGUCAGCAAGGAGACGGAGAUGGUCCAAUCAGAGAGCACCGCCAAGGGACUGACAACCGAGUCACAGCGUCUGCAGCAGGACCUGGAGAAGGUGCAGCAGCUGGAAGGGAAGAUCACAGGUGAGCUCAGCACCCUGAAGGAGCGCGUCAGUACCAUGGAGUCUGAGCUGCACACCUACCGAGACCUGGACACCCUGAGGCACACAGCGGAGAAGAAGAAAAGGAGACUACAGGAGGACCGAGUAUCACUGACUCAGCGUCGGGAUUCAUUCAGACAGCUGUUGGAGGAAAUGAACCAGAAAUAUGAAGCUCUGAAGACCGAACUGCAAGAAAACGAGACUCACGCUCAACUGGCUAAUCUUGAGAGGAAAUGGCAACACUUGGAGCAGAACAACUUUGUAAUGAAAGAGUUCAUCGCCUCGAAAUCUCAGGAGAGUGACUACGACUCAGUUGCCAAGAGUGUCUCCCAACAAGUGGCAGGAUACAACAAGAGUCUUAUCGACUCCUUGCAAAACAACAGGGGUUAAACAUAUCACACACACACACACACACACACACACACAAAACAUGUUAUAUUUAAGACAUCUACAGUCUGGCAACAUAAGUGAUACUACUCAGUUCACCACACAUUUCAGUUAAUGUCAUGAUAAAGUGGUUAGCACAUGGAAUAGUUUAAUAUUGAUUCUAAGUUUCGUAACCCUCUGUGCAAAAAGACAAAUUAUUUCUCUCAAAAAAAUUAAGGCUUAGACAUAGCAUCAAAGUGCUCUGAUAAUCUGAAUAAAGAGGUUUUGAGAAGCCAGCUGUUACAAAUAGUUGCUCAUGCUGCCCAACCCUAUGAAAAACAAUGUCCCAACAAUAAAAAAGUGAGUCGGGACAAAUUCACUUAACAUUUUUGGUGUGCCUGAAGCACUAGGCACACUAUUCCUCAGGCUUAUUAGUAUGCCUGAAGUGUGGAGCACAAGGCACACUAUUGCUGUUCCUCUGGCUUAUUCUGCAUAUUGCUAUUGUGAGAGCUGGCACAGCUAUUGUUAUCUUCACUGUCUGUACUUUAUUUAUUUAUCUCGCUAUUUUUUGGCAUCUGUCGUAGAAACUUUGUUUCAAUGUCAAAACGUAUAUCUUCAGGAGAUGUAUGCUAUCACUGACAUGGACCCCUCCACUAUCAGUGCAUUCACUGUCACACAGCAGUCCCCCCUUUCAGACCACAACCAAAUAAAUGUGUUCUUUAAACUCUCAGGUCAAAUGAGUGACACAAAAGGGGAACCCAGUAAGCUGUAUAAAUUAAAUCCUACUUACAGAUGGGUCCAGAACAGUGGAGACAAAUUCAUCAUGGCCUUGAACUCACCUGAUCUGAUGAAUGACAUAUAACCAAAAUCAAUACCUACCAGAGAGGACGCUAUUAAAGCUAACCUUAUAUAAAACAAAAACGGAAGCCUGUUAAAAAGCCAACAAAUGGUUUGAUCAAGAAUGCAAGACCAUCAGAAAAGAUCUGAGGAAAAUAGCAAAUAAACAUCGCCAACCAAACAACCCAGCCUUAUGUAUUAGGUACAAUGACAUUUUAAACAAAUAGAAAUGUAUAAAUGUACAAUUAGGAACAAAAACAAAAUUAUAUCCACAUGAAACUUGAAGAUAUUGAGAAUGCCAUUAAUCAAAAUUAAUUCUGGGAUAUGAGGAACAACUUCAACAAAAAGCAACCACAAGCACUAUCCAUCCAAAAUGGUGACUUCUGGAGAGCACAUUUUGAAAAUCUGUACAAAGAUAUACCAAUAAAUCUAAUCAAUUCAGAUCAAUGUAUUAUAAAAGAAAAACUCCAAACAUUGGAAGAAACAAAGACAACCCCCUUGAUUUCCCAAUUACUUGGCAAGAAUAGACCACACAGAUGAAAUCUCUCGAGCCAAGGAAAGCUUGUGGUCUGGACAGCAUUAAAAAUGAAAUGCUCAAAUGCAGCACCCCAGAGAGUUGAAGUUGUUCAAUAUCAUAUUACAGUCAGGAUGUUUUCCCGACAUCUGGUGCAAAGGGCUCAUUUCCCCCAUUCAUAGGAGUGGGGACAAAUCAGACCGUAGUAACUACCAUCUGUGUUAGCAGUUUUUAUGUAGACUAUUCUGUAGUAGUCUAAAUAAAAGAAUACUAGAUUUCCUUGACAAACACUCCAUCUUGAGUAAAAAUCUAAUUGGCUUCCUCCCAAAACACAGCACCACUGACGACCACCUUCACACUUUAAUUAACAAACAUGUACACCAAACAAAAAUUGGUUUAUUGAUUUCAAGAAAGCUUUCGAUUCUUUUUGGCAUGAAGGGCUUUAUUACAGACUUCUAAAAACAUUGUGGUAAAGGGGGCAAAAUGUAUCAUGGUUAAAUGAAUGUAAUUGGAAAAUUAGUGUGCUGUUAAAAUUGGAGACAAACAAACUGAUUUUUUCACCCAGAUGUAGUUGUUCGUCAGGGCUGCAAUUUAAGCCCGACUUUAAACUGCAUUCUGCAGUUUCUACAGCAGAAGGGGAGAUCUGGAUCCGUCAUACGCAGUAUGGUAAUGGUUUCCCUAGGCAUAACUGUUUCCCUCAUCUAAUAGUUCAGGCUUCUGUAGGGUUACAGUUUUAGCAACCUCUACAUGCCCCCACUGUUAUACCUGGGGAAGCACGCUCUCUAUGCCCCCAGGACCUCCAGGAACCAAGGCCCCAACCAGCUGGGUCUACAUGCCCCAGAACAGGCUCUCAUUCCUGGGGUAGCAGCCUCACCACGGCCCUAGGACCUCCAGGAACCAGGCCCCCUCAAGGAACCUCUACAUAUUCCAGAACAGGCUGUCAUUCCUGGGAAGCAGGCUCUCGAUGCCCCUGGGACCUCCAGAAACCAGGGCUCCCUCCAGCACCCUUUACAUGUGUUAGGUUAAAUAUCGGUCAAUCCAUGUUGAAGCUGCAUGUGUUACAGUUUAGAGUAUGUUUAUCUAUAAUAUAUCAAUUGGACUGGGACCACAUUUGUUUGGAACAUUAUGGGGCUCCAGGGUUAGGAAUGACAUGUUAUGAGGUAACGUAAAGGACAGGGAACAACCACUACUGUCUCUUUUUGUUGUACACACAGGUCUUAUUCUUGUUCAUGAUUAUAGUUUGUUAGUGAGAAUGGCCAUAAUGACUUUUGUCUUUUAUUUUGUUUUAGUGCUGCACUAGAGCUGCGAACUGUUCUUGGCAUUGGUGCUAUAAUAGCAUGCAUCCUGGUUUACUGUUACUGUUACCUGAUGUAUUUGGUGUUUGGUUGGGAAGGGAGUGAAGAUGCAUUAGUGGUCCUGGGGUGCCCGAAUGACAACCCUUGUGGCUGAUGUUUAUUAAAGUCUCUGUUGGUGCUGAUGAUCAUUAAGCAUA